CCUCGCUGUUCGGGUUUGCUUCCUGGUGUCUGGGUCUCGGAACCUUGAGGAGAUUUUUCAAGCGGCUUGAGGGGUACCCCGAGGUCUCCGCGCCCGGCGCCAUGUCCUGGCCGUCCACGAGGGAUCCUGAUUGGAAGUAUUUGCAGUCUGCCCAGUAUGGAACCCAUGGAAAUUUUCCAAGACUUUCAUACCCAACUUUCUUUCCACGUUUUGAAUCCCAAGACAUUAUCCCUCCAGAUGACUUCCUAAAUAGUGAUGAAGAGCUAGAUUGUGUUUUAUUUGGAAUUUUGAGAGGUCAAGUUGUUGGACUACGCUAUUACACAGGAGUAGUAAAUAAUAAUGAGAUGGUUUCUUUACAACGAGAGCCUGAUAAUCCCUACGAUCAGAAUGCAAUUAAAGUGAACAAUGUGAAUGGAGAUCAGGUCGGCCAUUUAAAGCGGAAUCUUGCAGCUGCCUUGGCCUUUCUCAUGGACAACAAAUUGGUACAAGUGGAAGGAGUAGUUCCUUUUGGUGCAAAUAAUGCUUUUACCAUGCCUCUUCAUAUGACUUUUUGGGGAAAAGAAGAAAAUAGAAAAGUGGUUUUAGAUCAGUUGAAGAAACAUGGAUUUAAACUGGGUUCCACCUUGAAAGAUUUAGGAUUGAGUUCGAAGAAUAGUUUGGUCUCUGGAAGAUCUGGACCAAGAUAUAAUAUGCCAGCUCAUGUUGCGGUACAGAUGACAGCUGAACAGCUCAAAACGGAAUUUGACAAAUUAUUUGAGGAUUUAAAAGAAGAUGCCAAAACUAAUGAGAUGGAGCCAGCUGAGGCUAUUGGAACCCCAUUGCUUCCACACCAAAAACAAGCUCUGGCUUGGAUGAUUUCACAAGAGAACAGUAAAGAACUUCCACCAUUCUGGGAACAACGAAAUGACUUAUAUUAUAACACAAUAACAAAUUUUUCUGUAAAGCAACGACCAGAAAAUGUUCAUGGAGGAAUUUUAGCUGAUGAUAUGGGUUUGGGCAAAACUCUGACUGCUAUUGCAGUGAUUCUGACCAACUUUGCUGAUGGCCAGCCUCUUCUCAGUAACAGAAGAGAGAAGAAUCAUCCCAGAAAGGAAUACAAGGACGAGACUGUUAAACUCAGAGGAAGUAAUACUAACAACGAGGCUGAUGGACUAAGCACAGAGCCAUCUAGAUGUGGCGGAGAACCCGUUAUUUCACAUAUUCAGGAGAUGAAUAAGUUUCUCAUAUCAGAAGUGUCUAGCUUUUGCCCUAAAAGAAGAAAAAUUUCUGUUGAGUAUACUGAAAGCAGUGAUUCAGAGAAAAUUGAAACUAGUGAGCUGGCACAGAAAAUGAAAGGAUCAUCUAAAGUUAAAGAAGAUACAACAUUUGCUCAUGCACUUACUUCAUCUGCCCCUGUAACAAAGAAGAAAAUGUUGAAAAAGGGAGCAUCUGUAAUGGAGGGGUUAAAGAAAUGUGACACUGGAGAGAGGUCAAGAGCAACACUGAUCAUCUGUCCACUUUCUGUGCUGAGCAAUUGGAUUGACCAAUUUGGACAACAUAUAAAAUCAGAAGUGCACUUGAAUUUUUAUGUUUAUUAUGGUCCUGACCGUAUUAGAGAUCCCAACUUGCUUUCAAAACAGGAUAUUGUUUUGACUACUUAUAAUAUUUUAACUCAUGAUUAUGGAACUAAAGAUGAUAGUCCAUUACAUAGCAUAAAAUGGCUAAGAGUAAUUCUGGAUGAAGGACAUGCCAUACGAAAUCCAAAUGCUCAACAAACAAAAGCUGUACUUGACUUAGAGGCAGAAAGAAGAUGGGUAUUGACAGGUACUCCUAUCCAAAAUUCUUUAAAGGACUUGUGGUCUCUACUGUCCUUUUUAAAGCUUAAACCAUUUAUUGAUAGAGAAUGGUGGCAUAGAACAAUACAACGUCCUGUUACAACAGGAGAUGAGGGAGGACUUAGACGUUUACAGUCCUUAAUUAAAAGUAUUACACUUCGAAGAACAAAGACAAGCAAAAUUAAGGGGAAACCUGUUUUGGAAUUACCAGAAAGGAAAGUAUUUAUUCAGCAUGUUUCACUUUCAGAAGAAGAGAGAAAGAUUUAUCAGUCUGUUAAAAAUGAAGGCAAAGCUAUCAUUGGAAGGUAUUUUACUGACGGUACUGUCCUUGCGCACUAUGCAGAUGUCUUGGGUCUUCUGCUUAGAUUGAGGCAGAUUUGUUGUCAUAUUCAUCUUCUUACAAAUGGCAUAUCUUCCAGUGGUUCCUCUGGAAAUGAUACACCUGAAGAACUGAGAAAGAUGUUAAUAAAAAAGAUGAGGUUAAUUCUGAGCUCUGGUUCAGAUGAAGAAUGUGCAAUUUGCCUGGAUUCAUUAACGUUUCCUGUGAUAACACAUUGUGCACAUGUGUUUUGUAAACCUUGUAUUUGCCAGGUCAUUCAGAGUGAGCAGCCACAUGCUAAAUGCCCUUUAUGCAGAAAUAAUAUACACGGAGAUAAUUUAUUGGAAUGUCCUCCAGAGGAAUCGGCAUGUGACAGUGAGAAAAAAUCCAAUAUGGAAUGGACAUCCAGUUCAAAGAUCAAUGCUCUAAUGCAUGCUUUGAUUGAAUUACGGACAAAGAACCCCAACAUAAAAAGUUUGGUUGUUUCUCAGUUUACCACUUUCCUGUCUUUAAUAGAAACACCACUUAAAGCCUCAGGAUUCAUGUUUACUCGUUUAGAUGGUUCCAUGACUCAAAAGAAAAGAAUUGAAUCAAUUCAGUGUUUUCAAAAUACAGAAGCAGGAUCUCCCACCAUAAUGCUGCUGUCCUUAAAAGCAGGUGGAGUUGGCUUGAAUCUUUGUGCAGCUUCUCGGGUGUUCUUAAUGGAUCCAGCCUGGAACCCUGCUGCAGAAGAUCAGUGCUUUGACAGAUGCCAUCGGCUUGGCCAGAAGCAAGAGGUUAUCAUUACAAAAUUCAUUGUAAAGGAUUCUGUCGAAGAAAAUAUGUUGAAAAUACAAAACACAAAACGAGAACUUGCAGCCGGUGCUUUUGGAACUAAAAAACCAGAUGCUAAUGAAAUGAAGCAAGCUAAAAUAAAUGAAAUCAGAACUUUAGUUGAUUUAUAAUUUGUAUGACUUUUGUAAGGUUGGGUUGAACAGAUGCCUAAGUUUUACACAUGACAAAUACAGAUUUAAGAAUGAGGUAUAGAACAUAUUCUUUCUAUAUGGAGCAUUUUUUUCUAUUAAUAAAGUGGUAUUACUGACAUA
Molecule: messenger RNA, 3218 nt
Organism: Microtus oregoni (creeping vole)
Lineage: Eukaryota; Metazoa; Chordata; Mammalia; Rodentia; Cricetidae
Gene: Hltf
Product: helicase like transcription factor
Exons: 24
Coding region: 102-3077 (991 amino acids)
Molecular function (GO): hydrolase activity, acting on acid anhydrides, in phosphorus-containing anhydrides; ATP binding; zinc ion binding
Source: RefSeq, a predicted model, not a curated record